Durotheca rogersii is the source of this 1748-nucleotide messenger RNA. RefSeq lists its product as uncharacterized. The coding region runs from base 84 to 1640 and encodes 518 amino acids. The record is from RefSeq and is a predicted model, not a curated record. The transcript is spliced from 3 exons. NCBI's taxonomy places the organism in Eukaryota, Fungi, Ascomycota, Sordariomycetes, Xylariales, Xylariaceae.
CUCCCGCCCCUUACCUCAGUUAUUCCACUACCGCUGGCGGAUUGUGUGAAGGCGAAGAAGAAGAAAGAAGAUACCUGCCCGGCAUGGCGACGUCGACCGUCGCCAGAGUCGCCAUCAUGGCUUCCUUGCUCCUGGGUCUCGCAUCCGUCGCAUCCGCCCAGGUGGCCCAUACGAGCACGAUGCACGACCUGCCCGACUACCUCGACAAUUCCGCCAUGGCUCUUUCGAUAUCCCCGUCCAUUCCCGGCACCGUCGUCCUCGAGUACAAGGUCGCGCCAUUGACUCGGGAUGCCGGAUUGAAUCAGACCAAUGAAAAUUCGUUAAGGGUAUUUAACGUGCGAGCCAGUAUGGUUAUCGCGGAUCAGCAAAACUACAGCGAACUCGAUGUCAGAAACAACAUUGUCUACAUGACUUGCGACUCCGCGACCAAUAGCUCCUACAUCACCCCGGAUGACGUGCUAAAUGCGAUCAUGGCCAAAGGACCAAAGGCUAUUUUAUUAUUCAGCACUGCCGGAACUUGCUGUUCGCUGGAGGGCCCCAACCUGCCAUUCACGUCCGUCUGGACCAUGACCGAUCCGCAAGAAGCUUGGAUGACCAACAACUUGAUUUCGGAUCCUACGGAAAUUACGAUCGCGACGAUAUCAGGGAAUUACAGCGCGGCAGAUCGCGGCAACGACCAGCCGCAAGGCAAUAACUCUGCUGUAGCAAUGAGCAUUUUAUACAGUAUCACUGGCCUAAUCACCCUACUAUUCCUCAUAAUCAUUGCUACCGGGGCAAUUCGCGCGCACCGGCAUCCCGAGAGAUACGGCCCGAGAGCUAGUUACGGUGGGAGACCGAGGCAGAGCAGGGCGAAGGGUCUCGCGAGAGCCGUCCUCGAAACUCUCCCCAUCGUCAAAUUUGGCGACCCCCAUCCGGCGAAGCCAGAUCUCGAAAACGAGCUGGACAGUAUCUCGGGAGACCGACCACAGCAACAGCCUACAGCCACUACACGUAGCGGCGAGCCCAACGGUGCCACGGAGGCCGGGGCCUCUCCAGAGGCGGCAGCGGCAGCGGCAACGUCGAAGAUCGGCUCGGGUGCCGCAUCUGAAACCUCCGUCGUAUCGGACAAAAACAAGACCGACAGCGCGCGAGCGGAAGACGAUCACCUUGGCUGUUCGAUCUGUACAGAGGACUUUACGGUUGGGGAAGAUGUCAGGGUGCUACCUUGCGGCCAUAAAUUCCACCCGCAGUGUAUUGAUCCAUGGUUGGUCAACGUGUCCGGCACAUGUCCUUUGUGUCGGCUUGAUCUCCGCCCUCAAGAAGAUAGCGAGGAUGACCACACAGCUGGUCAUCUCGAUAUACACAACGACCACGUCGACAGUUUACCAAUUCCCCCGUCCGAGGACGACGCAGAUGGGGUACAAAGAAGGCGAAUAUCUCGACUUUUGGACUGGAAUAGGCUGCGACACGCCACCGUCGACGAGCGUAUUCAGGCUCUUAGACAAUACCGGCAAUCCCAGCAAGGGGCAGGGGCAGGAGCAGGGAGCGGCUCGGCCGAAGACCAAAGCCGUCAUGCUAAGCUUUCGGACAGGUUGCGAGAGAAAUUCCACAUUCGGACACGGGUUCACCCGCCGGCGGACUCGCCGUCUACAGGCCGCUAGCUUUCGUGUCCUAUGAAUCCACAGUACGAUGUUCUGAACGGGAUUGGUUGUAAUUGGUGGUGAUUUAAUGCGAUGGGAGGCUCCUGGUACGACAAUGAAGCAAAAACG